Amaranthus tricolor (Joseph's coat) is the source of this 7657-nucleotide messenger RNA. RefSeq names its product ATP-dependent helicase BRM. Gene Ontology annotation, biological process: positive regulation of transcription by RNA polymerase II. The transcript has 14 exons. Gene Ontology annotation, cellular component: nucleus. Bases 748 to 7458 code for a protein of 2236 amino acids. The record is from RefSeq and is a predicted model, not a curated record. NCBI's taxonomy places the organism in Eukaryota, Viridiplantae, Streptophyta, Magnoliopsida, Caryophyllales, Amaranthaceae. Gene Ontology annotation, molecular function: ATP-dependent chromatin remodeler activity; DNA binding; ATP binding.
GUAAAAACCAAAUGGAACAAGAAUAAUAAAUAUACAAAUAUACGAGAAUACAAAGAAAAACCCUUUGCUUGGAGAUGUAAUGUGAAACUCCUUUUUCCUUUUCAAUUUCUCUCUUAACCAUAGUUGAGUUAACCCUACCGUAACAAUAAACCAAUCUCACAUCUUCCAUAACCAAAAUUACGCAAAGGAAACAAUUUACUGCCUCAGAGAGAAAAAAAUCAAUUAAAAAGAGCAGAUACAAACAAAUCAAUUAGGGUUUCCUUGACUGGUUGAAAACCCAGCAAAAAAAAGAAAAAGAAUUCCAUAAAAAAGCGCAUAAAUUAGCAGAUUCCGAUGAGUUCGGACUGAAAAACCCACUUCUUCUUUCUCCGAUCUAUCAAUUUGGACCCACAAUUUGCCGCCAAAUUUUCUUGAUUUUAUUUCCUUUCUCACACUAAAUCAAAUAUCCAAUUGAUUAUUUUCACAUCUUCGAAAAUCUUUAAUUUUCGCUGCGGAAAUUAAGAUAGAAGAGUGAGAAAGAAAAAAGGGUAAGUGUAUAGAGAGAGAAAAAAGUGAGUGAGCAAAAGUGGGGUACUAUUGGGUAUAUUUUUUGGGUGUAAUUGACACCUUGAUUUUUAUUUUAGAAGUGGGGGCAAAAAUUUGAAAUGAGGGUUUUGUCAUUUUGUUGAUGAAAUUCAGGGAGUAAUUGUAAAAAUUUGAUUUUCUUAUUGUUUUGUUGGGUGGGUGGUUUUUUAGGGGUUUUAAUAUAUGCAAUCUGGCGGUGGUUCUCAGCAGCACGCCGGCGCCGGUGCACAUGGACGGAGCCCGGCGUCUGCUGCUGCAUCGCCAUCGUCUUCAUCUUCAGCAGUUUCGGUUUCACAGCAGCAGCAGCAGCAGCAGCAGUUUGAUGCAAUUCAGCAGCAGCAGAGACAGGCACUGCAACAUCAACUACUACGAAAACCUGAAGGAAAUGAAAACAUCCUAGCCUUUCAACCUCCAGGCUUCCAAGGUGUCAUGGGAGGGUCUAAUUUCAUGGCAUCUCCGAGCUCGUUGCAAUUGGCACAGCAGCAAAGAAAAUACCUUGAGAUGGUGCAGCAGCAUGGGUCCCCUCAUUUACGUGAAGAAGGUCAAAAUAAAAAUCUUGUUCAUGAGCAACAAGCACUACAUCCUGUCCAUCAAGCAUAUAUGCAAUAUGCUUUACAGAAUGCAAAGCAAAAAUCUGUUCUAGGCAUGCAACCUCAGGGACAAGCCAACUUGGGAAUUGGAAGUCCUUCAUCUGUAAAGGACCAGGAUAUGCGGAUGGCAAAUCUGAAAAUGCAAGAGCUUGCUUCAAUGCAGUCUACCAACCAGGUCCAGGCAGUGGCAUCAAAGAAAUCAUCUGAGUUUGUUCGUGCUGAGAAGCAGAUAGAACAAGGGCAGCAGGGAGCUUCUGAGCAGAGGAGCGAGGCAAAGCCUCCGAUACAAACAAUGGGAAAUUCUGCUUCUUCUAAUAUAAUGAGGCCUGUACAACAUCAACAGGCUCAGCAAGGGAUUCAAAGCAUGGGAAAUAACCAAAUGGCGGUUGCUGCCCAGUUACAAGCAUGGGCGCGUGAGCGCAAUAUUGAUCUAUCACAGCCAGCGAAUGCAAAUUUGAUGACGCAGCUAAUACCACUAAUGCAGUCUAGAAUGAAUGCUCAUCAGAAACCAAAUGAAGGAAAUUCACUGUCGUCCCCUGCUCCUAUGCAGAGGCAGCAGGUUACUUCUCCACCCAUUGCUAGUGAAAGCUCGCCUCGUGGUAAUUCGUCCAGUGAUGUUUCUGGGUCAUCAGGCCCUACUAGAGCUAGGCAAACAGCUCCACCUGGUCCAUUUAGCUCCGCUUCCAAUGCUGGUAUCAGUAACAGUACUAACAAUUUGCCUGCACAGUUUUCUACACAAGGUAGAGAGAACGCAACCCCUUUAAUGCAACCAGUGACAGCGGGAAACGGAAUGGCUUCUGUCCAGGCAUCACGGCCUUCGAUGAACUUGAACCAAGGUUCAGAACAUUCUCUGAAUGUUAAGAAUACAGCGACUGGUCAGGAAGCAUUACAGAUGCAAUAUAUGAGGCAGUUGAACCAGUCCUCACCUCGACCGCCUAAUGCAACCAAUGAUGCAGUCUCUGGAAACCAUCUUCCUCCCCCAGUUCAGCCACCAUCCCAAAGUUCCCAACACCAAUCUGGGUUUACUAAACAACAACUUCAUGUCCUCAAAGCGCAAAUUCUUGCAUUUAGACGUUUGAAGAAAGGGGAAAGCACUCUUCCUCAGGAACUACUUCGAGCUAUCACACCUCCUUCUCUGGAGUCACAGCUCCAACAGUCUGUUGUUCCUGCUGGUUCUACUACAGAGGAGAAAUUUUCUACUAGGAAUGUUGAAGAAGGUCAAAAGCAUGUGGAGUCUAGUGAGAAAACUCCCCAGGCUCCUCCUGCUGUUGCAAAAAAUGUCUUCAAGGAGGAGAUUCCUACAGGUGAUGAAAAAACAACUGACGUUCCUGGUAAUGUGGCAGGUGCAACGUCUGUAACUAGAGAGGCUCCUGCAGUGUUUUCUGGGAAGGAGGAUCAACAGUCUACUCCUGUUGCUGUUAAAGCUGAACAAGACGUUGAGCGCAAUAUACAAAAAAUUCCUAUUAGAAAUGAUGCAAGUAUGGACAGGGGAAAGGCUAUUGCAUCCCCGACAUCUGUUGGUGAAAGUACACAGGCUAAGAAACCUCCGCAAACUGGCUCAGUAUCCCAGCCGAAAGAUGUUGGAUCAAGUAGAAAGUAUCAUGGUCCAUUGUUUGAUUUCCCCUGUUUUACUAGAAAACACGAUUCUCUUGGUUCUGCAGUUAUUUCUAAUAACAGUAUUCCCUUGGCUUACGACAUCAAAGAUGUCCUUUCUGUGGAAGGAAUGGAAGUACUUAAUAAUAAAAGAGCAGAGAACUUGAAGAAAAUCGGUGAAUUGUUAGCAGUAAACUUGGAGAGGAAGCGGAUCAGGCCAGAUCUUGUUUUACGACUGCAAAUUGAAGAAAAAAAGCUUAAACUUCUGGACCUUCAGGCACGUUUAAGAGACCAAGUUGAUCAAGAGCAGCAGGAGAUUAUGGCAAUGAACGACAGAGAAUACAGGAAGUUUGUCCGUAUUUGUGAGCGACAACGUUUAGAGCUCUCAAGGCAAGUUCAAGCAUCGCAGAGGGCUAUGAGAGAAAAGCAGCUUAAGUCUAUAUUUCAGUGGCGUAAGAAGCUUCUCGAGGCACAUUGGGCGAUUCGUGAUGCCCGGACUGCUCGAAACCGAGGUGUUGCAAAAUAUCAUGAGAGGACGCUUAGAGAGUUUUCAAAAAGAAAGGAUGAUGAUAGAAAUAAAAGGAUGGAGGCGCUGAAGAAUAACGAUGUUGAAAGAUAUAGGGAAAUGCUUCUGGAGCAGCAGACAAGCAUUUCAGGUGAUGCUGCAGAGAGAUACGCUGUUCUAUCUACAUUUUUAACCCAAACGGAAGAAUAUCUUCACAAAUUGGGGAGCAAAAUAACUGCUACCAAAAGUCAGCAAGAGGUUCAAGAGGCAGCAGCUGCAGCAGCAGGAGCUGCUCGAGCGCAGGGUCUUUCAGAAGAAGAAGUCAGAGCUGCGGCUGCUUGUGCUGGUGAAGAAGUUAUGAUUAGGAAUCAAUUUUCUGAAAUGAAUGCACCAAAGGAUAAUUCAUCAGUAAAUAAGUAUUACAGUCUUGCGCAUGCUAUAAAUGAAAGGGUUGUGAGACAACCUUCCAUGUUGAGGGCUGGGACUCUGCGAGAUUAUCAGCUAGUUGGUUUACAGUGGAUGCUUUCUCUGUACAACAACAAGUUGAACGGAAUUUUGGCUGACGAAAUGGGUCUCGGAAAAACUGUUCAGGUGAUGUCAUUGAUUGCUUACUUGAUGGAGUUUAAAGGGAAUUAUGGACCCCAUCUAAUCAUAGUUCCUAAUGCUGUUUUGGUGAAUUGGAAGAGUGAGUUGCAUACCUGGCUGCCAUCUGUGUCCUGCAUUUACUAUGUUGGUACUAAGGAUCAAAGAACUAAAUUAUUUACUCAAGAAGUUCUAGCCAUGAAAUUCAAUGUUCUUGUGACAACCUAUGAGUUUAUCAUGUAUGAUCGUUCAAAGCUUUCUAAAGUCGAUUGGAAGUAUAUAAUAAUAGAUGAAGCACAACGAAUGAAAGAUCGAGAAUCAGUUCUAGCACGUGACUUGGAUAGAUAUCGCUGCCAAAGGCGUCUUCUGUUGACGGGGACCCCACUGCAGAAUGAUUUGAAGGAACUAUGGUCUCUAUUAAAUUUACUUCUACCUGAAGUAUUUGACAAUCGCAAAGCUUUCCAUGAUUGGUUCUCACAACCAUUUCAAAAGGAAGGUCCAUCACAUAAUGCUGAAGAUGAUUGGCUUGAGACUGAAAAGAAGGUCAUCAUUAUUCAUAGACUUCAUCAGAUUUUGGAGCCAUUCAUGCUUAGACGUCGCGUUGAAGAUGUAGAAGGCUCCCUUCCACCCAAGGUGUCGUUUGUUUUAAAAUGUAAGAUGUCUGCUAUCCAGAGUGCUAUAUAUGACUGGGUCAAAACUACUGGAACUCUUCGUGUGGAUCCUGAUGAUGAGGAGCUGAGGGUUCAGAAAAAUCCUUAUUACCAGGCUAGAUCCUAUAGAACUUUAAAUAAUAGGUGUAUGGAGCUCCGGAAAGUUUGCAAUCACCCAUUGCUUACUUAUCCGUAUUUUAAUGACUUUUCAAAGGAUUUUCUUGUGAAGUCAUGUGGAAAAUUAUGGAUCUUGGAUAGAAUUCUCAUAAAACUUCAAAGAACUGGGCAUCGGGUGCUGCUCUUUAGUACAAUGACCAAGCUUUUAGACAUCCUGGAGGAAUAUUUACAAUGGAGGCGACUCUUGUAUAGGCGAAUUGAUGGAACUACUAGCCUGGAAGAUCGAGAAUCAGCGAUUGUAGAUUUCAAUGACCCAGAGACCGAGUGCUUCAUUUUUUUGCUUAGUAUCCGUGCUGCUGGACGAGGUCUAAAUCUUCAGACUGCUGAUACAGUCAUCAUAUAUGACCCUGAUCCGAACCCUAAAAAUGAAGAACAGGCAGUUGCCAGAGCUCAUCGUAUUGGACAAACCAGGGAAGUAAAAGUCAUUUAUAUGGAAGCCGUUGUUGAUAAAAUAUCUAGUCAUUUAAAGGAGGACGAGUUCAGAAGUGAAGGAGCAGUUGACCUAGAGGAUGAUCUAGCAGGAAAAGAUCGUUAUGUGGGCUCAAUUGAGAGCCUUAUUAGGAAUAAUAUUCAACAAUAUAAGAUUGACAUGGCUGAUGAAGUAAUCAAUGCCGGGCGUUUUGAUCAAAGAACAACACAUGAGGAGAGACGGAUGACACUAGAGACACUAUUACAUGAUGAAGAGAGAUAUCAAGAAACCGUUCAUGAUGUUCCUUCUCUGCAGGAGGUAAAUCGAUUGAUUGCACGGAGUAAAGAAGAAGUUGAGCUCUUUGAUCAGAUGGACGAAGAAUUUGAUUGGAUUGAGGAGAUGACGAGGUAUGAUCAGGUACCCGAGUGGCUUCGUGCUAGUACAGUGGAAGUUAAUGCUGCCAUAUCUGCUUUGUCUAAGAAGCCAUCAAAGGACAUAAUUAGCAACACUGUUGAAGUGGAUCCUGGUGAUUCUGAGAGGAGAAGGGGCCGACUUAAAGGGAAGAAAGUUCCUGUGUAUACUGAAUUGGACGAUGGAGAAUCCUCUGAUGCUAGUUCUGAGGACAGAAAUGGAUAUUCUGCCCCUGAAGAGGAAGUUGAAGCUGGAGAGUACGAAGAAGAGGACGACGAAGCAGCUAUAGGCAAUAAAGAUCUGAUAGAGGAAGAUGCUGCUCCCAGCAAUGAUGGGUUCGAUUAUCCUCGACCUAGCGGAAACACCAGGACAGGUCAUAUGGUAGAACCUGGAUCUCCUGGAUCGUCAUCCGGCAGUCAAAGGAUGGUGCAAGCUGUUUCGCCCUCUGUUUCUUCUCAAAAGUUCACAACUCUGUCAGCUAUAGAUGCCAGGCCCAGUUCUGGUUCAAAAAAAUUGCUCGAUGACUUAGAGGAAGGGGAAAUUGCCAUGUCUGGAGAUUCACAUGUGGACAUACAGCAAUCAGGGAGUUGGAAUCAUGAACAUGAAGAAGGAGAAGAUGAACAGGUGGUGCAGCCUAAAAUUAAACGCAAACGUAGCAUAAGACUCCGACCUAGGCCUACCAUUGAAAGGUCAGAAGAGAGAUACGGAGAAAAGAUGCCUCUUCAACGUGGAGAUCCAUCACAAUCUCAAUCUCAAUCUUUAGGGGAUCAGAGAUUUGGAAGACCGCUGAAGAUUGAAUCGGAAUCCAAAAGGUCUGUAGAUCCUGUUGCUUUGAAGCAAGAUCAUAUGGAUAUGUCUUCAAAAGCUCGCCGAACCCUUCCUUCUAGGAAAACUGGGAGUACAUCAAAGCUGCAUGCGUCUACUAAACCCGGUCGAUUGAGUAGCUUGUCUAAUCCACCAGAUGAACCGGGUGAGAACUCCAAGGACAGCUGGGAUGGUAACAAAGAUGCAAACACUUCUGGAAACUCAAGUUACGGUGCUAAGAUGUCCGAGUUCAUUCAGAAAAGGUGCAAGAGCAUGAUUGGCAAGGUUCAAAGUAGACUAGACAAGGAAGGACAUGUUGUCGUACCUCUUCUAUCAGAUUUGUGGAAAAAGACUGAAAGUUCUGGCAUAAAUGGACCUGGAAGCAAAUUGUUAGAUUUACGUAAAAUAGAUCAUCGAAUCGACAGACUGCAGUAUAGUGGUGUGAUGGACGUUGUUAACGAUGUGCAUUUGAUGUUGAAAAAUGCAGUGCAGUAUUACGGUUUUUCACAUGUGGUGACAUGUGAAGCGAAGAAAUUUCAUGAAAUGUUUCUGGAUACGUUGAAGGGUCCUUUUCCGGAUGUUGUCCAGGAGGCUAGAAACACCGUAUCCUUCUCGGGUCCACCAUCAAGUGCAGGUUCUGCUUCCUUGAGAUCUCCAUCUUCAUCACAAAUUAAUAGAAAGCAAAGACUAAUGAACGAUGUCGAACGUGAGAUGAGCCCAUCACCAAGGCAGUCAUUACGAGGACCCAAUAUGGUUAGUGAAGACUUGAGGACUACACGUUCCCAUAUGCCUGUGAAAGAAUCAAGACUCGGAAGCAACAGCAACAGCCGAGAAAGAGACGUGGGGCAGCAAGACGACUCUCCCUUGCUGACUCAUCCAGGAGAUCUUGUAGUUUGCAAGAAAAAGAGGAAAGACAGAGAAAAGCCUGUUGUUGGAAAUACGAGGUCCGGGUCCACAGGACCAGUCUCUCCUCCAAGUAUGGGGCGUAGUAUAAGGAGCCCCGGCUCGAUAUCAAACUCAAGGGAGAGUCGAGUGGUAGGCCAACAGCAAGUAUGGGCUAAUCAGUCGGCUCAACAGGCGAAUGGAAGUGGUGGUAGUAGUGGUGUUGGAUGGGCUAACGUUGUGAAGAGAUUGAGGACAGUUUCGGGAAAAAGGCGGCCAAACCUUAUGUGAUUGUAAAACACAUUUGAUGUUGAAAGUAAAAGUGUAAGCAGGUAUAGGGUGAGUAGUAGUAGUAGAUUGGUACAAGUACAGUUGGUAGUAUUAGUCCAUUUUAGUCUUAAUGGCUCUCUUUUUUUACUUUGACGUUGUCUUAUGUUACUUUGUUUUUUCAAGUUAUAAUAUAAUGUGGGCAUCUACGCUAACAUUUGUA